UUUACCAUGCCAUCAGUACCAAUUGCGUGAGACAUCCGCUGGUAUGAACAUAAAAGCAAGACAUAGCCCCGUUAAUGCCUUUGAUGCAUUAAAGGAGACGUGCUCCAUAGUACGCAAGACGGACACGCCGUGCGCAGUGCAGCGCAGUAAGAUUUUACCAGAUUAAACACAUACUCCUUCCCUGUCUCCUUUCAAUUAAUUACUGCUCAUUGGCGUGCGAGAUUACCGAAUUGAUUACACACCCAUCUCCCACAGUCGCCUUCGAUUUUGGUCAGCCGGAGCAGUUAUGCCGUUCGUGACCAUCCCAAACACAUAUUCUUACUUGCGAUCUUCUGAACCCGCUCUUCAGCCAACGCCUGCAGUAGUAUACCAGCAGACUCCACCAAUGACGGGGUACUCUAUAAACGACCCAAUGAUGAUGGCACAAGUGCAGCGUCAUAUGGCGGGUGGUGCCCCAGCGUCCAUAGCGCCGAUGCAAACGCUACCCACAAUGCAAAUGUAUCAACAGCCAGGACCUCUCGUACCCCAGCCGGGAGCACCUCAAGUCUUACCCGCACGGCACGUAUACAGUACUGCCGGACAGCAGCUCGUUUUGGUGCCGGAAGGGUAUACCCCCGUAAUGGUCCCUUCUGCACCCCACCCCGUAACCUCAUUUCCGACAACACAAUAUGGCUUUCCAUCAUACCUUGUGUCCACAAAUCCCAAGCCUGCUGCUCCUAAACGAAUACCACGCCCAGCAAACUCCUUUAUGACGUAUCGCAUGGAAAAGCAGCACGAGGUCCUCGCGAAACACGCAGGCGCAAACAACAAGGAUAUCUCAGUCAUUAUUGGAGAAAUGUGGAGAAAUGAGCCAGAAGCAGUCAAAGAGUAUUACCGCAAGAAAGCCGAAAUGGGACGCAAAGAACACAUGCUCCGAUAUCCCGACUACAAAUAUACCCCCCUGAAGAAACGCAAGGAAAGCUCAACAAAGAAAGCACGACUGUCAAUUUCUUCUAUUUCAUCAACUUCAGAAAGUGGGGAUAAAGGAGUUCAUCCACCUUUACAUGAAACUGGGAAAGUAUCCCUUCCAAGCGUUGUUGUCCCCAUCAAAUCCCCAUCAUUCGAGCACAGUGCGCUUGAUAGAAGAACGGCUGGCAGUCCCCAUCCAUCAACAGCCGGGGACGCAUCGCCCAACGUAUCCGAAUCACUCAAUCAAGUAUCGCCGCCAAAUCGAGUGGCUGGUGCUGCAGAAGGAGAACCUAUGGCGAAUCCUAUAGCAUUCCACCUACCACUUGAUGACAGCAGCUUCAAUAAUGGAUACCUCGCCUCGAUGACUGCCGUAUCCCACUCAUACCCGACUGAUAACUUGGAAACCAUUGCAGAUUUUCCCCAAUCAGAUCCGUUUGAAUUGUGCGAGAAGAGCCAGUCCAACUGAGCGAUCUCGAUCAACCGUAAGAUCUGUUAUUAGUCUAUUUAGAUAAAAAUGUUGUGUUCUGUAUACAAUGCAUGCCAUGAGGCAAAUUAGGGAAGGUGACUUCCGCUUAUUAUUUGAAAUUAUAAACUGCAACCAUCC
This is a messenger RNA of Spizellomyces punctatus DAOM BR117, 1552 nucleotides long. RefSeq lists its product as uncharacterized. The transcript is spliced from 3 exons. The coding region runs from base 287 to 1414 and encodes 375 amino acids. The record is from RefSeq and is a predicted model, not a curated record. Gene Ontology annotation, biological process: anatomical structure morphogenesis; regulation of transcription by RNA polymerase II; cell differentiation. NCBI's taxonomy places the organism in Eukaryota, Fungi, Chytridiomycota, Chytridiomycetes, Spizellomycetales, Spizellomycetaceae. Gene Ontology annotation, molecular function: DNA-binding transcription factor activity, RNA polymerase II-specific; RNA polymerase II cis-regulatory region sequence-specific DNA binding.